AAGAGGGCUGCACAUUUCAGCCUGUUCUCUAAUUAACAGAAUAGUUUGCGCCACUUUUGCAACCUCUCCCUUCCACUUCCAAUGGACCAGAGACACUGAGCGGAUCCAGCUGCGUCAGGUCGCGCUGCACACAUGGAUUUUUGCGCAUCUGCUUUGGUUUUCGGAUGGUUACGCGUCGCGCUGCUGUGGGCUGUGCAGUUUGGAGCGCUGGCGCAACACGCUCCAGAGUGUUAUCCUGGAGGAUAUCGGAUCCUACGGAGUCCAUACCGCAGCGUCAACUUCGACUCCACCGAGAUCCAGAACACGGCCAUCCAAGACCUGAUCUGUGACCACACACUGUCAGCCGGCUGGUACCGGUUCUGGAUCAACAACAGGCCAGCGGAGAUGCCAACCAGCUGCGUUGAGAUGAACCGCUGUGGUACCCAGGCUCCCAUCUGGCUGUCGCUGAAGGACAGCUCUCUGCCUCGACCCGGCCAAACCCGCCAGCUCUCCGCCUGCGCCACCUGGCAGUUCUUCCAAGGCAGCACCAAAGACUGCUGCCUUUUCCGCAUCCCCAUCACGGUGAGGAACUGCGGCGAGUUCCUGGUCUACUAUCUGCAGCCGACGCAGGGCUGCAUGGGAUACUGUGCUAAAGUUGCUCCAGAGUUAGGAUCUAGAGCCUGUUUACCAGGAGAAGCAGAUGUUAACGGCCAAUGCAAAGCUCUGGUCCCUUCCUUACCUUCCCGACCGGUGAUCACAGCAGAGCUCAUUGGACACAGCGUCCACCUCCGGUGCUCCUUUGUCCCGCCGCCCUGGAGCCAGACGCUGGGCUUCCAGGUGGUUUGGGCCAGACACAUCAGUAACAAGAUGAAGGUCGAGAUCAGGCAGGAAUCCACGCUGAAGCACUUCUCCCUGGUGGAGAUGGAUGGCGUUCACUUCCGGCUGGGAGAAACGUUCUCAUGCAGUGUGACGACAUUCAAAGUCAACUCCAACAACACCAGAUCCUCCAUAAGAGAAAGUGAAAGCUUCUACGCCGGGUUAAAGUUUUCUCCCGACUCUCUUCAUAUAGCAGAGAACAACAAGGAGCAUGAGGUAACCGUCCACAGCACGGUCCCCAUUCCAUGCUUCAACUCUGACCUCGGCCAGCAGUGUGGAGUCCCUCUGGCUCUGAGCGUCCAUGAACCAGACAGCCUUAGGCACGAGGUCCCCAAUGUGGUGCUGUCCGCCUGCCAGGUGGAGAUGCAGCCGAAACCCUGCAGCGAUGGCGCCUGUGGAAGCGCAACGUUUGUCCUCACUGCUGUGACAGAUUUCACACGUGAUGGAAAUAGACUGAGCCUGGUCUCUGCUUUGCCUGGACCAGGUGCACCAAGACUCUGGAGGAGCUAUACCCCAACAUCUAUGAAGGUCAUUGUCCAGGACAUUCCCACUUCCAUCUGUUACUCUUUGACUGACCCACAUGUCAUCACAUUUGAUCGCAGGCGUUAUGAGAACCACCAGACUGGCACAUUUGUUCUGUAUCGAAGUCUUGCCAGGAGGUUUGAGGUCCAUUCUCGCCAGUGGGACUGUGGAAGCAGACACUGCUCAGUGGCCUGCAAUUGUGGCGUCGCUGUGCAGGAGGGGAAUGACAUAGCAGUCCUUGACAUGUGCAAUGGCCAGCUUCAAGAAACUCGACCUCAACUUAUUUUAAAGAACCUUGGAGAUGAGGGUAGUCGGGUCAGGGUCCUGGAAUCCCAUCAGGGAAAGAAGGUCACCUUCAUCUUUCCCUCCGGGGCCUUUGUCAGGGCAGAUGUCAGUGACUGGGGGAUUAGCUUGUCCGUGAGAGCCCCAAGCAUCGACUUCCGCAACACUCAGGGACUGUGUGGAACCUUUGACCGCAACAGCAGCAAUGACUUCCAUGGUUCAAACAGUGGCUUUUACGCUACUGAACAGCUGGAUCGCUUCAUUGAGGACUGGAGGAUAGCUCCUGGGGAGAGUUUAUUUGACAGUACACCACAUGUGAUCACUCAAAAGGCCAGGCAGCCUUUUUGUCAGUGCCACAAGGAGUAUACCCCCUCUCAACAAUAUAGUAGAGGGAUGGUACACAGUUAUUCGGGUCACUCUGACUGCACUGCAUACGAUAAUGUGGAUUACACAUCGGUUUUUCCUUCCAUGGAUACAACAGUGGAAUACAUUAAGAGCCCCAAAAGUCCCCUGCAUGACCUUUGGAUUAAAGGGGAGAAAAAUCAACAUGGCGACAAUUUUGGACUGGAUGAAGAGUUGAGGGAAGAUCUGCUGCUUUCCGUAGAAAGACCAAAGAGACAGGCUGUAUUUGAAUUUCAGCCAGUCUUUGUCGCUCAAAGCCUGAGCCAAGCAGAUUUGGAAGGUCUUUCCUAUUUUUUCCCUGAAGAUCACCUGGCAGAAGCUAGACCAAAAGUUCAGCCCAAGUGGCCUACACCGACGGGGCUGACGUCAGCCAAAGCCCUGGAGGUAUGCAAGCUGGCCUUGGUCAACUCCACUGUUGGUACCAUGUGUGGAAGUCUGCUGGGACGCCAUCUUGACGAGGCGGUGGAUCUCUGUAUGAUGGAUCUACAGCUGAAGGAUGACUUGGGCUGGGAGGAAGCCCUCCUGCCCUUCCUGGAGAACGAGUGUGAAAGACAGCUGCUGGAGAAUAGGACCCAGCGGGCCAUGGAGGCUCAUACUUCACCAGGUACCUCUGGUGAAGUGCUGAUGGCACUGCGUUGCCCAAACUUGUGCAAUGGUAAUGGAGAGUGCACCGAGUGGGGUUGCCAGUGUUAUUCCAGUUACAGCAACCAUGACUGCAGCCUUGCCAUCAGUCAGCCAAUUGAGAUAACCGAUUUGGAAAAUGGUGGACUAUGCGACAUCCGAACCUUUGACUGUCGCAGUGUUCGAGUCUUUGGCCUGGGCUUCAUUGAUUCUGCGGACCUGAGCUGCCUCGCCACAAGACUGAAGUACAUUAACAACGGUUGGAUUCCAGAGGAACAGCACAAGACAAAGGCAACUUUCCUCAGCUCCAAGACUUUGGACUGUGUUGUUCCCUCACUUAGCAGCACCGCCAUCAAUACAGAAGACUUCAUGAUGAUCAACAAACCAUACGCACGCUGGGACAUCAAGGUGACCAAUGAUGGCUCCCAGUACAGCCAGGCAAAGAUUCUGACGAUUUAUGAUGGCGCUUGCCAGGUCUGCGAGGCAUCAAACUCAGGGCUGUGUAAAUUAAAGGAGAACUCUUGUAACAUUGAUGGGAUGUGUUUUGCAGCCGGAAGCAUCAAUCCCAGCAGCCCUUGCUUUAUCUGUCAACCAGACGCCUCCAAAUUCACCUGGUCUUUAAACCAAGUCAACGAGCCUCCAUCCUUCCACCUGCCUCAGAGCGGUUUGCGCACGUUCGCCGGAGAGAAUUUCGUCUUCCAGUUUGCGGCGUCUGACCCUGAGGGGUCAGCUCUGCUUUUUCAGCUGGAGGAGGGGCCAGAGAAGGCGGUUCUCUCUCCAGCUGGCCUCCUCAUCUGGAGGGUCCCAUCAGUUCAGCUGGAGGAGGUGGUUCAGCAGACCUUCACUUUCACUCUCUCUGAUGAGUGCAACGCUCAGAGCGCCUUUACAGUGGAGGUUGAUGUGGUGCCAUGCGGUUGCCUGAAUGGAGGGACAUGCGUGACAGACGUCAGUUUUCCUGCAGGCAGUGGAAAGUACUUAUGCGUUUGUCCUGAGGGCAAACAGGGCAAGUUCUGCGGAGAGGAGGUAGAUCCAUGUUUGUCGUCUCCAUGUGCAGCCGGCAGGUGCAUCCGCACAGCCAGCGGGUACAGAUGCGACUGUCCCGUCGGCCUGAGAGGCUUAACAUGCCAGGAGGACAUCGAUGAGUGUGACAGGAAUCCAUGUUUUCCAGGAGUCCGGUGCUUCAACAGCAUCGGCUCCUUCAGCUGUGGUCCAUGCCCCAAAGGCAUGCUGGGAAACGGGACAACUUGUACAGCUGCAGUCUUUGGACCGAACAUCAUCAUCACAACACCGUUUCCACAUAUGAAGGGCGAGGACAUUUUAAGACCUGUCCCCAAAACAGAGUCAACCUCUUGGAGGAAUAAUCCAGGAUUUACUUCCAGCUUAAGACUCAGGAUGGAAGAGACCAAAAAAGGUCUGGCAGCAGCUGGUCAGCCAAUAAAACCAAGAGUUUAUCCAAAUUCAUCCAAGUCCACCAGCGACCGUUUGGAGGACGGCCUGGAGACAUCAGUGAAGACGGAAGUACCGGACCGAUCUACAGCCAGGACUGAAGUGGGGGUUACUUCCAAUAAGACAUCAGGAAAUGGAAGAUCAUCAGCAGGAUCGGUUCAGUCUCCUGCUGUCCGUGUCUCAGCAACAUGUGCCAGCAGGCCCUGCUUCCCUGGAGUUCAAUGCAUCAACCGUAGACCUCCACACGUCGGCUACGUCUGCGGCCGCUGCCCCCCUGGACUUUAUGGCAACGGUCGGGUCUGCAUGAAGACCCCCAAGGAAGCAUCCAAUUUUCUCCCUCAGCAGCAGACGUCUGGAAAAUUCAGCCGAUAUUUGCAGGGAAAAAAAGCCAAAACUUCCCACCUCCACCUGCCAAACUUUCCAUUCAGGCAAUCAAUCAAGCGUCCGCCUUCAUCAUUUGCUACGCAAGACGAGCCAUCAGCUCAGGAUCUGGCAUCGCAGAGAGCUGGUGGAACAGGACGAAGGGAAGCUGUCACAUCUUCCUCUAGAGACGCCACAAAGACAACACCCAGCGCCGUAUCCUAUCCCCUCUCCUCUCAGGAAAUUUCCAUUACCAGAUCCGUCACCAGGUCAAGAAGUGUAACAGGUCCCACGGUUUCCCAGACGUCUGAGCGAGUGUUGACCGGUGCUACAACCGUUAAGGCGACGUCAUCACAGGGAGUCCAGCCUCAGCUUAACCACCACCCGUCACCCAAAUCCUGGACCCCUCAGAGACCAGCUCUUCCUCUCACUGCCGCCCUCACAGUGCUGUCCUAUUCUCUGCCUGAAUCGGAGCUCUCCGCAGAUGGAGACCAUCUUGAUUUCAGCCUAGAGGAUGCCCAAACUCAACCGGAACCAACUCCAACUGCUCUUGUUAGGAUGAUCUCCAGCUCACCACUGCAAAGACCUACUUUCACUCAAGUCAGAAACGACACAGCAGCCAACGGACAUGCGAGAACCUGCUCCGGCAAGGCUUGCUUUCCUGGAGUCCAGUGUGAGCCAGCCGUGGGCGGAGGAUCGCGCUGUGGGAGGUGUCCCGCAGGAUACACCGGAGAUGGACAUAACUGUCGGGCUGUAUGCAGGCACCUGUGUGGCAGAAACAUGGAGUGUGCUGCACCCAACACAUGCCGUUGCAAACCGGGCUACAAUGGAUCAAAUUGCCAGACAGCGAUUUGCGACCCGAAAUGCAUCAAUGGCGGGGUUUGCAUUGCUCCAGGCGUGUGUCAGUGUCCCACAGGUUUCCAUGGAGAAACAUGUCAACAAGCUCUGUGCAGGUUACCGUGUGAAAAUGGAGGCAGCUGUGUGGGACUGCAGACCUGCUCCUGUCCUUAUGGGUUUGUUGGUCCUCGGUGUGAAACAAUGGUCUGCAGCCGUCACUGCCACAACGGGGGCCGGUGUUCGUCCCCAGACGAGUGCACGUGUCCUCCAGGCUGGACCGGACCGUCCUGUGAGAGCGCUCUGUGCUCCCCCGUCUGUCUGAACGGAGGAGUGUGCGCUCGGCCGAAUACCUGCGAGUGUCCUCAUGGUUUCUACGGAGCUCAGUGUCAGAACGCCGUUUGCAGUCCACCCUGUAAAAACGGCGGCAUGUGCAUGAGGAACAACAUCUGCUCCUGCCUGCAGGGAUACUCUGGAGGACGCUGCGAGAAAAGUGUGUGUGACCCCAUGUGCAUGAACGGCGGCAGGUGUGUCGGCCCUGAUGUGUGCGACUGUCCAUCUGGCUGGCGAGGGAAGAGAUGUGACAAACCCAGCUGUCUGCAGAGGUGUCUGAACGGAGGAGAAUGCGUCGGUCCAAACACCUGCACCUGUCCGCCGGGCUGGCAGGGCCUGCUGUGCCAGAACCCUCGCUGUGAGCAGAGAUGUCUGUACGGCAGCCGCUGCGUCCGUCCAAACGUCUGCGCCUGCAGGAGCGGAUUCUCUGGAUCUCGCUGUUCCCAGAGGCUCCCCAUCGCUCAAGGCUGAAGACGACGUUUUGAUGCAAAGGUGGAAAAAAAGGAAGGCUCCCAUUGGACGGGAACCUUUUAUCCAACCAAACUCAUAACAAUGUCCUGACUACUGUAAAUACCUCCAUGUUCAGGUUCCUCACCUAUAAUCCAACCUCCUCUAUGACUAUUUAUUUAUUUGGAUGUUUUAUAUUGUCAUAUAUUCCUCGAUGUAUAUUUCUUAAUCACUUUGUAAUCAUUUGGUUGUUUUGUAAGAGAAUAAAAAAUGUAUUUUAUAGGCAUUUCUCAUUGGAUUGA
Molecule: messenger RNA, 6404 nt
Organism: Cyprinodon variegatus (sheepshead minnow)
Lineage: Eukaryota; Metazoa; Chordata; Actinopteri; Cyprinodontiformes; Cyprinodontidae
Product: von Willebrand factor D and EGF domain-containing protein-like
Exons: 33
Coding region: 133-6126 (1997 amino acids)
Biological process (GO): anatomical structure development
Cellular component (GO): extracellular region; cell surface
Molecular function (GO): calcium ion binding; signaling receptor binding
Source: RefSeq, a predicted model, not a curated record